AUGGAUCUCAGAUCCCGUCUUCUUCUACAUUCCCUUUUAUAUCCUUCGUUCCUGACCACCACUCGUCGUGCUCUGCCUCACUGGGAUUGGCAUUUCAGAUCUGUGUCAUAUUCUUCCAUUCGAAAGUCUGGUGUCUGGACCGCAAGAACUCAUCACGAAAACUCCGCUUGUCGCGAGGUAUGGGACUUCAUCAGCGCCGCAGCAUUGUCGUCAUGGUGUCGGCUCUGCCCAUGGAAGUACCACAUACCAGGCUGUGAGGGCGUGAACAUUGGCUCCACCCCCAAUUUUUCAUGUGAAGGAGAUUCGCGGUGCGAGCUUUUGAUACAUGUGCAUAUGGGGAUUCAGGCUAUCGUCGUUUCGACGGUGAUGCUACUGUUCUCACCUGCAUUGGCUGAAACACUCGAUUUGUGCCCUCUUUUUGAGCUCUCAUGUUCGUCGUUGCAUCUGUUUGAUACGUGUCGGUGUGAAGUUGAUCCGAGCACAUCAUGGCACUGUAUAGUACUCCUUGGCGGCGCAAGGCCGCUGACCCCGGCUCAGCUCUCUCACGCCUGCACAAGAUAA
Sparassis crispa is the source of this 561-nucleotide messenger RNA. RefSeq lists its product as hypothetical. The coding region runs from base 1 to 561 and encodes 186 amino acids. The transcript is spliced from 7 exons. The record is from RefSeq and is a predicted model, not a curated record. NCBI's taxonomy places the organism in Eukaryota, Fungi, Basidiomycota, Agaricomycetes, Polyporales, Sparassidaceae.